GCGAUCUGCUUGAAGGACGGAAUCUGGAGAUGGCACCCAAAUCGAAGAAGGCGGUCAAGCCAAAUGCCAACAACGAUUCAGAGUCAAGCGGCGCCGGAAAACUCAAGCCGGCCAAUAGUCUGAAGGUCCGACACAUUCUUUGUUCCAAGCAAUCUAAUGCACUUGAGGCGAUCGCUCGACUCAAGUCCGGGGUCUCGUUUGAUAAAGUUGCAUCUGAAUUGAGUGAGGAUAAGGCACGGAAUGGGGGCAGUUUGGGCUGGAUGACACGAGGAUCAAUGGUCGGACCGUUCCAAGAAGCAGCCUUUCAGCUGCAAACCUCCAGUGUCGGGUCACCCAUCUUUACAGAUCCAGCAAUAAAAACAAAUUUUGGUUAUCACGUCAUAAUGGUUGAAGAGCGAAAAUAAUUCCCGAUCCAAAAGCAUCUUGCACAAAGUAAAUCCACAUAUUGGGCACCCUCAUCCACUCCAUCAGGAGCCUCAACUCUUUGAGGCAUCAGCAGAUUUUGUCGUCCAAGUGUAUCUACUGGCAAAUAUCCAUUUUUUGAUGCCGACCAUAAUGACUAUUAAAAAUACAGUCCAAAAAAUGGAAGACGGGUAAAUUGAUUGGAUGUGACCCAUCGGCAGAUGCUCAUCACCAUAAGACAUGCAUGCACUGUGUGGGGAACCUGAUGACUGAUGCACAACUAUACGGCAG
Molecule: messenger RNA, 693 nt
Organism: Puccinia graminis f. sp. tritici CRL 75-36-700-3
Lineage: Eukaryota; Fungi; Basidiomycota; Pucciniomycetes; Pucciniales; Pucciniaceae
Product: peptidyl-prolyl cis-trans isomerase NIMA-interacting 4
Exons: 6
Coding region: 30-404 (124 amino acids)
Biological process (GO): rRNA processing
Molecular function (GO): peptidyl-prolyl cis-trans isomerase activity; DNA binding
Source: RefSeq, a predicted model, not a curated record